Molecule: messenger RNA, 1580 nt
Organism: Trichoderma asperellum CBS 433.97
Lineage: Eukaryota; Fungi; Ascomycota; Sordariomycetes; Hypocreales; Hypocreaceae
Cellular component (GO): membrane
Molecular function (GO): N-acetylgalactosaminide beta-1,3-galactosyltransferase activity
Source: RefSeq, a predicted model, not a curated record
GCCAAAGCUGUGCUGUUUUUAUCCGUGACACACAAUGUUGGUGACUUACAAGAAUAACCGGUUGAUCCCGGCCCUCAUCAUUGCCGCCUGUUUUUUUCUCUUCUACUGCCUCAUCGACCCCUCGCUAGAGAACUAUGGACACAAUCCGUACGCUGCGAAGCAGAAGGGCAUCGUGGUCGAGGAGGUGGAGCUUGCCGAUGGCGAGCGUCGGGUGGUCGAGCUGAAGAAGACACCACAGGUGGAAAAGGUCGAGACGCCUGCCGACGACAAGGUGCAAUAUGUCGCCCCAGUCGGCAGCAGCAACAAGAGUACGGCCAAAGACAAGCCAGCGGCCAAGGCCACCUCAUACAAUGGCCUCUCAACGGACGACGUGCUGCUGAUUGUCAAGACCGGCGGCACCACCGUGUGGAAGCGCAUGCUGGUGCACCUCACCACCACGCUCGCCCACGACCGCAUUCCCCUGGACAGCACCGUCAUCUACUCUGACUUGCCCGAGCGCAUUGGGCCCUUCAACAUCAUCGACGUCCUGGCAAACAUGUCUUCCACCGCAAAGGCGCAGCCCGACUUUGACGUCUACCGCCAGCAGCCCGAGUACAUGGCCAACAACUACUACGUCGAGGCCGCGGGCGUCAACGGCGACGAAUGGGGCCCCGUCGGAGGCUGGAUCAUCGACAAGUACAAGUUCAUCCCGCUCAUCCAGCACGCGGGCGACAACUGGCCAAAGGCCAAGUGGUACAUCUACAUGGAGGAUGACGCGUACCUCUUCCUGCCGGGCGUCCUGGGCUACCUGGCCAAGUUCGACUGGACGCAGCCGCACUACCUGGGCAGCUACGCGGCCAAGUCGGACGUCAUCUUCGCCCACGGCGGCGCGGGCUUUGCGCUGUCGAGGGGCGCGUGGGAGCAGUCCUUUGGCAAGCAGGGCCACGAGAACGGCGGGCUGACGGAGGAGUACUACCAGUACACGGCCGACCACUGCUGCGGCGACCAGGUUCUGGCCCACGCGCUGCGCAAGCACGGCGUCAACUUUGGCGAGAACGGCGGCGACGGCAAGUUCACCUUUGGCUUCAACCCGGUGGUGCACUGGGCCUUUGCCUUUGCCAGCGCAAACUGGUGCAGCCCGUUGCUGUCGUGGCACAAGGUGCACAACCGCGACAUCGCGCGCUACUACGAGGUCGAGCGCGGCUGGGACUGGAGCAAGGGCCCGCUGCUGCAUCGCGACUUCUUCAACGCCAUGAUCCUGCCCAGCAUCAAGGAGCACGCCGAGUGGUGGGACAACUACUCGGGCGUCUUCGAGGUCGCGUCGGGCAACCGCGAGUGGGCACCGAAGCCGGGGCCCGACAACGGCAAAUACGACGAGGCGCUCUGGAGCAAGGCCUGGGAGUCGGUCGAGGCGUGCGAGGCCGCGUGCCAGGGCUGGACAAAGUGCAUGCAGUGGAACUUUGUCGAGGAUCUGUGCAAGAUGGACGACAAGAUAUACAUGGGCCAGGGCUAUGCGCCGGGCAUGUCGCAGAGGAAGACGUCGCUGAAGCACACGAGCGGGUGGAUGUACAAGCGGUUGGAGGAUUGGAAGUGCUAAGCGC